UCAGUUGCAGCUCAAGGGCUCUGGAGAGAGCACAGGCUCAGCAGCUGUGGAGCACGGGCUCAGCUAUCCCACGGCAUGUGGGAUCUUCCUGACCAGGGGUUGAACCUGUGUCCCCUGCAUUGGCAGUGGUUCUUAGCCACUGGACCACCAGGGAAGCCCCCAGCCAAGUUGCUUUUAUUUUUAUUUAUUUAUUUUUAAAUGUACUUUCAUUAAAGUGAAAGUGAGGUCGCUUAGUCGUGUCCGACUCUUUGCAACCCCGUGGACUGUAGCCUACCAGGCUCCUCCAUCCAUGGGCUUCUCCAGGCAAGAAUACUGGAGUGGGUUGCCAUUUCCUUCUCCACCAAGUUGCUUUUAAAAGGGUAGAAUGGAUGUACUUGAGAGAGAAAAGGUGAAGAGGAAAGGUUUUGUAGGUGCUGGCCUCACAUCUGGGUACAUUUCCAAUGGUCAGAAAUGGGAGGGCAUUCUACUAUGAGGAAGCAGUGUGAUCAAAGGUCUAAACUGAAAGUGUCUUGUUUGUGUUAACGAAAAAGGGGAAGGAAGCAAGCAGCAAGAAAAAGAGCCUCAGAGGUGACAAAGAAAUAAGGCAUCUCUCAACUUGGACAUCCUUGGUAACACCAAUACAAUAUUCACCUGAGUCAGAUAUUUGUUGCAGAGGUAUGAUUGUGCUUGUAUAUGCAUGGACUGUUUCUGGAGAACACCUAAGAAACUGAUGACAGUAGUUACCUCUGAAAAAGGUAUUAAAAAGAUUCAUAAUGUGUGUUUUCAAGAAAGUCAGCCUUUGCAAGUUAUUUUUCAAAAGAAUAUGUGUGCUAAUACACUAGUGAUUCAACCAAGGGUGCUUGCUGAGGCAAUUGUUCUUUUUACAUCGAGUCAAGAGGAAGUUACUCUUGCUGUUACUCCGCUGAAGGUUUGCAUUAAGAGUUCUAAUGAGGAAUCAAUGGACCUGACCAGUUCUGUAUACAGUGAGAUGUUUGUUGGUCCAGAUGAGUUUGACUUCUUUCAAGUUGGAAUUGACACUGAAAUAACAUUUUGCUUCAAAGAACUGAAGGGAGUGCUGAUAUUUUCAGAAGCUGUACAUGCUCCUAUAGCCGUUCAUUUUGACUUUCCUGGGAAACCCAUGGCUUUAAGUAUUGAUGAUAUGUUAUUGGAAGCCAACUUUAUUUUGGCUACAUUAGCUGAUGAGCCAAGUAGAGCAUCUUCUCCACAAACACUGUGUCUUUCACAAAAACAAAAAAGGUCAGAGCCGAUACAUUCAAAUUCAAAGGCUGGUAAAAAUGCAACCAGCAAGGUCCCAGAGUAUAUCUCAAGAAAAGUAGAACUGAAAAGGCUGUAUUCUGAUGAGACUCCCACGAACACCUCUACAUUGGAAAAUUGUGGCAGCCCUUUAAUGAAAAGAGCGAACAAAGACCUUACUGAAGUACCCGAAAGCAGUGGAGAUAUUAGUGAAGUCCCAGAGAGCAGUGUCAGCGACACGGAAGAAGUGCCAGGGUCUCCAUGUCUCAGGAAGUUCUCUUGCAUGUUCUUUGGAGCAGUUUCUUCUGACCAACAAGAACCCUUCAGCCUCCCUUUCCAGAGUCUGGCAACAGCAAGUGACAAUGAAGAGGACAUGAAGAGUGGCAGUUUCUCCACAUUCUAACAAUGAUGGCUGAGCUCGCCCCCCUGCCCAUUUACUUGUACUGAAAACACAUUUUCACAUUUAAAUCUAUGAAGAUACUGUCUUGGGCUUCCUGGAGAAUGGGCUACUGGUUAUCUAAACAUCAUCUUGUACAACCACCAUAUCUAGCAGUAACUACUUGUCAAUAAAUGUA
Dama dama (fallow deer) is the source of this 1808-nucleotide messenger RNA. RefSeq names its product RAD9 checkpoint clamp component B (gene RAD9B). NCBI's taxonomy places the organism in Eukaryota, Metazoa, Chordata, Mammalia, Artiodactyla, Cervidae. Gene Ontology annotation, biological process: DNA replication checkpoint signaling; mitotic intra-S DNA damage checkpoint signaling; cellular response to ionizing radiation. The transcript has 8 exons. The record is from RefSeq and is a predicted model, not a curated record. Bases 677 to 1636 code for a protein of 319 amino acids. Gene Ontology annotation, cellular component: checkpoint clamp complex.